UCUUUAAUGAUUUCACUUUUCCCCUAGUAAAUUCCUCAUCUAUGCCUGCCUGCUGCUGUUCUCUGUGCUGCUGGCCCUUCGUUUGGAUGGCAUCAUUCAGUGGAGUUACUGGGCCGUCUUUGCUCCAAUAUGGCUGUGGAAGUUGAUGGUCAUUGUUGGAGCCUCAGUUGGAACGGGAGUCUGGGCACGAAAUCCUCAAUAUCGAGCAGAAGGAGAAACGUGUGUGGAAUUUAAGGCCAUGCUGAUUGCAGUGGGCAUCCACUUGCUUCUGCUAAUGUUUGAAGUUCUGGUCUGUGACAGAAUCGAGAGAGGAAGCCACUUCUGGCUUCUGGUCUUCAUGCCACUGUUCUUUGUUUCCCCGGUGUCUGUUGCUGCUUGCGUUUGGGGCUUUCGACAUGACAGGUCCCUAGAGGUGAGAUUUCAUAUAUUUAAGAAAGUUUUCAAAAGUCACACAUGUUG
Messenger RNA from Carlito syrichta (Philippine tarsier), 459 nucleotides. Its product is annotated as transmembrane protein 185A-like. The record is from RefSeq and is a predicted model, not a curated record. The annotation marks the transcript as partial. The transcript has 2 exons. NCBI's taxonomy places the organism in Eukaryota, Metazoa, Chordata, Mammalia, Primates, Tarsiidae.